AUGCGCCCCUUAUGCCGAUGUAAUGCACGCAUGGUCACGCUUUGUAGCGGUGUGUUAGCGCUUCCGCGCCUGAUUCUGGGCAUCGAGAGCAGCUGCGACGACACGGGAGUGGGCAUCGUCUCCCCGGAUGGCCGUAUCUUGGGAGCCUCGUUAGCAGGGCAGGCAGCCAUCCACGCGGCCUGGGGCGGAGUGGUCCCCAACCUGGCCCAGGAGGCGCACGCCGCCGCCAUGGAGGGAUGCAUAGCCGAGGCCCUGGAUCAGGCCGGGGUGCGGCCCCAGGACUUGGCAGCCGUCGCCGUCACCGUCGGGCCCGGCCUCAGCCUGUGCCUCAAGGUGGGCGUGCGCGCCGCGCGCCAGCUGGCGGCCACGCACGGCCUGCCCCUGAUCCCGGUGCACCACAUGGAGGCACAUGCGCUCAUGGCGCGCAUGGGCUCCGGCGUGCGAUUCCCCUACCUCUGUGCGCUGGUGUCCGGGGGCCACAACCUUUUGACCUUGGUGCACGGCGUGGGGCGCUACACGCUGCUGGGCACCAGCCUGGACGAUGCCGCGGGCGAGGCCUACGACAAGGCCAACUGCAACUUCUCCUUUGCCGGCCUGAAGACGGCGGUGAGGGUGGCCGCCGGUCGCCACCUCCCCGCCGAGGGCCAGCCGCUCCGUGGGAAGGUCCAGGACGACCUGGCGGCAGGCUUCCAGCGGGCGGCCGUCCGGCACCUAGCCGAUCGCACGGCGCGCGCGGCGCAAUGGGCGGCGGCCUCCGACCCCGGCGUUCGCCACUUGGUGGUGUCAGGGGGUGUGGCGGCCAACGCCGCCGUGCGCGCCGCGCUUUCCGAUGUGGCGGCCCGCGCCGGGCUGGAGCUGCGGGACUGGGAGGACGUGAAGCCGCGAUGGCCGCUGACCGGGGAGCGCCACCCCAACAUGGCCGCGGAGGCUGCGCGCAGCGCCAAGAAGCAGCGCAUCUUCCCUAGCCUGACCCAGCUGGUGGCGGAGCAGGCCGCGAUGGAGGCGGCCCAGACCCCAUGA
This is a messenger RNA of Auxenochlorella protothecoides, 1020 nucleotides long. RefSeq names its product putative tRNA N6-adenosine threonylcarbamoyltransferase, mitochondrial. The transcript is spliced from 6 exons. The record is from RefSeq and is a predicted model, not a curated record. Gene Ontology annotation, cellular component: mitochondrion. NCBI's taxonomy places the organism in Eukaryota, Viridiplantae, Chlorophyta, Trebouxiophyceae, Chlorellales, Chlorellaceae. Bases 1 to 1020 code for a protein of 339 amino acids.